GAGGAGCGCCGCGUGAUCUCCGGGACCUCUGACAAAGGCAAACUUGUGAUUGGCGCGAUUAGGAAUUCUCGGCAUGGGUCCGUCCCCACAGCUUUUAUGGCCUGAGGCAGCUAUCAGCGGAGAAGCUCACGUUAAGCUGCGUUUCCCGACAUCAUUUUCGGAGAAGUCAUCAGAACCGGAGAACACAUCGUUUAGGGAGACGACUUCAGAACUGAAAUCAAGGGGACUGGCACCUGUCUCUCAUGACAUAUGCAGUAAUGAGCCAGCCUAGAUUACUACGAGCUGCAGCGAGGGGCUUAAUCCGUUACCCGGCAGUGUCGCCGAUUAGAAUCUCCUCUUCACGAUCAGGUUUGGCACUUCACAAUGCCGUCGCCAUCAAAGCAAUCGGUCAUGGUCCGCAGCCUCGGCUCAUGAGCGCAUCGGCAGCUUCAUCUGGCAAUGAGGUCGAGAAGGAAGACAAAGAAUCGGGCUUGUACUCCGAAGCGCAUCAUGAACACGCCGUAAUCUCGACUUUCGACUUGUUCUCUAUCGGCAUCGGCCCUUCGUCCUCCCAUACCGUGGGACCCAUGCGUGCCGGUAAUAUCUUCAUUUCAGAUCUUCUGAAAGCCGAUAUAUUACAACGAGUUAGCAAGAUAAAGGUGUCAAUUUACGGCAGCCUGGCUCUUACCGGGGAAGGCCACAUGACGCCAUCGGCCUUGCUACUGGGACUUGAGAGCGCUGACGUCGAGACGGUCGACACAGCCUAUGUGCCUGCGCGCUUCGAGCGCAUCAAGGCCGAGAAGAAGCUCCAUCUAGGUCACGGGCUGCCAGGCACAGAUCAAGGCAAGGAGAUUGCUUUCGAUUACAAUGUCGACUUCAAAUGGGAAUGGGCGAAGAAGCUACCAAUGCACAGUAACGGCAUGCGGCUUAUGGUGUUUGAUGAAAGCGGUGACAUGCUUGCCUAUAACGACCUGUUCAGCGUCGGCGGCGGCUUCGUGGUGAACGGCGCCUUGUCAACGGCAACCACUGCGGCCAAGCAACCGGAUCAGGGGAAGCUCCAGCCGAGCACCGUAGGCCUUCAGACGGAGGCCCAGGGAGCGCAUCCAGCUGAUUUGACCGAGAAUGUGUUCUACAAGGAGAUCCAUCGCGAGGAAGCAGUUGGUGAUCGCAGAAGCGGCCCGGAGGUCAACGAUGCAGGCGCCAUCCCUCAAAGCUCAACUGGGCUGGCUGAGAUCAAGCAGAAAAACGAAGCGGUUGCUAAAACUGGAGACGAAAAUGGCGAAGAACGUGCAUCCGCAGCGGCGAAGCCGACUUAUCCUUUCCAUAACGGUCGCAGUUUACUGAAUCUAUGCAAACAUCACAACUUGACGAUUGCGCAGCUGGUGUACGAGAACGAGAAAAGCCUUGGGUAUACGGAUGAGGAGAUCAUGACGAAGCUGCUCCGCAUCUGGGAUGUCAUGGACAAUAGCAUCCUCGAGGCUGUAAUGGCCCCACCGGGCUCUACCCUGCCCGGGUCGCUUAAGUUGCACCGACGAGCACCGGCGCUGUAUCGUCGACUAGCCCGUGGCCUCUAUGCGUCUCAUACCCAGCCUGUCAAAGAUGUGGAGACACAGCAGAUACAGGCACGGGAGCGAAAGCAGGGACAAAUCUCCUCUUCAACCGAGGGCAGCUCGGAGGCCCUUGAACCAACCUUGACUUCUACCUCAGCCGCGACAUCAUUUGGUCAGCGACCCAAAGGCAAACGAGGUCUACCGCACGUUCACGGCUCAUUCUACCACCCGAUAAUGCCUUCCCCUCAGCGUCGCGUCGCUCUCCCUGCCAUGGAUUACCUUAACGUCUACGCGAUGGCCGUCAACGAGACCAACGCGGCAGGUGGCCGCAUCGUUACAGCCCCAACCAAUGGCGCAGCAGGAAUUAUACCCGCAGUACUCAAGUAUAUCGUCGAGUUCAUUAGCGACGAUCCGGAUCAUGACGUCCCCGUCUUUCUGCUUACUGCAGCAGCUAUCGGCAUGCUGUACAAACGUGGUGCCACCAUCUCCGCCGCUGAGGGUGGCUGCAUGGCAGAGGUCGGCGUGGCUUGCUCCAUGGCUGCAGGAGCCUUUGCUGCUUGCAUGGGCGCGAGUCCCGAAGUCAUAGAGCAAGCGGCGGAGAUUGGGAUCGAGCAUAAUCUGGGGCUCACCUGCGACCCGAUUGGUGGGCUUGUACAGGCCCCGUGUAUAGAGCGUAACGCCCUGGGUGCAAUCAAAGCGGUAUCGAGCGCAAACCUGGCUUUGAGUGGAGAUGUUGGCACGCAGAAAGUCAGCCUGGACAACGCCAUACGUGCGAUGCGGCUGACGGCUCGAGGUAUGAGGAACGAGUUCAAAGAGACGUCGCUAAGCGGGCUUGCAACCAGUGUACCGCUAAACAUCCCCGUCAGUGUGCCUGACUGUUGAGGUUGCUCAAACAGUUUUAGUAAUUAGAUAGUACUGUUGUUUCCUUACCCAUGGAGCCUCUUGCUUGGCGUCCCUUAUCUUCUGGUAAAAAAUAAUUCGACAUACAACUGAGCGUUCUUCAGUUUUUCAGGGUUUCUUAAGCUGCUUCAUCAAUGUUCUUUUGCUAGAUAAUUGCGAGUCUGGUAUAGAAUGGAUAGGGCUUGGAAUAGUGUAAGGGAUUUGUUAGGGUUCCGUGGGUCGC
Messenger RNA from Aspergillus melleus, 2652 nucleotides. RefSeq lists its product as uncharacterized. Gene Ontology annotation, biological process: gluconeogenesis. The record is from RefSeq and is a predicted model, not a curated record. The coding region runs from base 243 to 2411 and encodes 722 amino acids. NCBI's taxonomy places the organism in Eukaryota, Fungi, Ascomycota, Eurotiomycetes, Eurotiales, Aspergillaceae. Gene Ontology annotation, molecular function: 4 iron, 4 sulfur cluster binding; L-serine ammonia-lyase activity. The transcript has a single exon.